AUGCACCGAGGCCUGUUGCUGCUGCACUUCCGCGUCCGGCGAGUUCCGGACCCUGCAGGUUCUGGCGCCGAAGGUCCGUCGACGCCCAAGCCAGAAGCAUUAUUCGUCCAUAGGAAAUCGGCUGUAGACUUUUCGAUCCAGCCAGCGGUUCUCGCACACCUGAAACUUCAGAGGAUACCCGUGGUGGUAUCACCUUGGCCGUAA
This is a messenger RNA of Macrosiphum euphorbiae (potato aphid), 204 nucleotides long. The record is from the annotation of a GenBank genome assembly. NCBI's taxonomy places the organism in Eukaryota, Metazoa, Arthropoda, Insecta, Hemiptera, Aphididae.